AUGCGACGCACUUCAGUCUCGCUGCCGACCAGAAACGUAGCCCACGAUCCCCACGAGAAAGCAGCCAGAUACGAUACUCGAGCUGCCAGGGAGAGCGCCGCCGGCCUCCUGGGGAAGGUCAAAGCCGCAUGGAUGACGCAAAGCCAGCGUUCUAGAUAUUUGAAAACGGGGGGCAUCUUGCUCUUCAUCGUCUUCUUAUUUUACUAUCUCUCCCCGGGCGGAGUAGAUGUCCAUACCGCAGACUUAGGUCCACAUAAAGAGAGCGUGGAAGGCGAGGCGGCUUCUGACCCGUUACUGUCUACAACGAAGUGUUCACAGUCCAGCGACAAGUCAAAGCCAAUUGUUCAAUAUGCCCUCAUGAUUGAUGCGGGGAGCACGGGCUCCCGAAUCCAUGUUUACAGAUUCAACAACUGCGGUGAUACCCCAGAGCUAGAAGAUGAAGUAUUCAAGAUGACAGAGCCGAAGAAAGGGGGUUCGGGGUUGAGCUCGUUCAAGACAGAUCCCCUAGGAGCUGCAAAGAGUCUCGAUGUCCUGAUGGAUGUUGCGAUGGAGUCAGUUCCAGAUAAACUCAAGUCAUGCACUCCUGUCGCGGUCAAAGCAACAGCCGGUCUCCGAUUUCUUGGAACUGAAAUGAGCCAGAAGAUCCUUGAUGCCGUUCGCACCAGACUGGAGACGGUCUACCCUUUCCCUGUUGUGUCAAAACAAGAGAACGGAGUCGCAAUAAUGGCUGGAGAGGACGAGGGUGUCUACGCAUGGAUCACGACAAAUUACCUUCUUGGCAACAUUGGCGGACCUGAGAAGGCCAAGACGGCAGCAGUGUUCGAUCUAGGUGGCGGCUCAACUCAGGUCGUUUUUGAGCCAAACUUUGAGCUGCCGGAGAAGAUGGAGGAGGGCAGCCACAAGUACAAGCUCGACUUUGGCGGAAGAACCUUCGAGCUCUACCAGCAUUCUCAUCUCGGAUAUGGUCUCAUGUCAGCUCGCAAAUCCAUCCACCGUGCGCUUAUUGAGGACCUUCAUUCAAACGAUCCAUCCGAUAUCACCUGGGUUUCUAAGCCGAUCAUAAACCCUUGCAUCGCCCCGGGAAUGGCCCAGGAUGUUGACGUCGAACUCGUCAAAGGCCAUGCCCUUGGAGAGAAAGUAUCUGUCAAUAUGGUCGGCCCGUCAUCCCCAGCUCCCACACAAUGUCUCAAACUUGCCGAGAAGAUUCUAUUCAAGGAGGCUGUAUGCAAGGUUGCCCCCUGUUCGUUCAAUGGUGUCCAUCAGCCCUCUUUAGAGAAGACUUUCUCGAGUGAGGACGUGUACACCUUUUCGUACUUUUUCGACCGGACCGACCCCCUUGGAAUGCGCGAAUCCUUCACGUUAAAGGACUUGCAAGCGGUGACCGACCAAGUCUGUGGCGGUGUAUCUAGCUGGAAUGCUUUCGAGAGUGUGCCUGGAGCAAUUGCCGAGUUGGAAGACCGACCUGAACACUGCCUGGACUUGAAUUUCAUGCUGGCUCUUCUUCACACUGGGUACGAGAUGCCUAUUGAUAGAGAGGUCAAGAUCGCCAAGAAGAUUAAAGGAAAUGAGCUUGGUUGGUGUCUUGGAGCCAGUUUGCCUUUGCUGAGCCAGUCAUCCGGCUGGCAAUGUCGCUUCAAAGAAAUUUCAUAG
Messenger RNA from Venustampulla echinocandica, 1650 nucleotides. RefSeq names its product Guanosine-diphosphatase-like protein. Gene Ontology annotation, molecular function: UDP phosphatase activity; GDP phosphatase activity. Gene Ontology annotation, cellular component: Golgi apparatus; membrane. Gene Ontology annotation, biological process: nucleoside diphosphate catabolic process; protein N-linked glycosylation. Lineage: Eukaryota; Fungi; Ascomycota; Leotiomycetes; Helotiales; Pleuroascaceae. The record is from RefSeq and is a predicted model, not a curated record. Bases 1 to 1650 code for a protein of 549 amino acids. The transcript is spliced from 3 exons.